Xenopus laevis (African clawed frog) is the source of this 2608-nucleotide messenger RNA. It is a transcript of the gene colgalt1.S, whose product is annotated as collagen beta(1-O)galactosyltransferase 1 S homeolog. NCBI's taxonomy places the organism in Eukaryota, Metazoa, Chordata, Amphibia, Anura, Pipidae. Gene Ontology annotation, molecular function: procollagen galactosyltransferase activity. Gene Ontology annotation, cellular component: endoplasmic reticulum lumen. The record is from RefSeq and is marked provisional.
ACUGUCGCAGUCGCUGAGUGACCGGAGCCGCCGUUAUGUCCCAAGCCGGUGUCGAGCGGCUCCUGAAGGGGCUCCAGAUAUUGGUGCUCGUGCUGCGGCUCAGCGCCGGGUACUUCCCGGAAGAACGAUGGAACCCGGAGUCUCCGUUCCGCAGUCCGACCGUCCUGAUCGCCGUGUUGGCCAGAAACUCCGAGGGUUCCCUUCCAGAGGUGCUGGGAGCGCUGGACAGGCUGCACUACCCGAAGGAGCGGAUCUCUUUAUGGGUUGCCACAGAUCAUAAUUUUGACAAUACGAGUCAGAUCUUGCGGGAAUGGCUGAUCAAUGUGCAGAAUCAGUACCACCAUGUGGAGUGGAGACCGCAGGAGCACCCAAGGUGGUUCAGGGACGAGGAAAGCCCCAAGCACUGGUCCCAUUCUCGGUACGAGUACGUCAUGAAGCUACGGCAGGCGGCGCUAACCUCUGCCCGAGAGAUGUGGGCCGAUUACAUUUUUUUUCUGGAUGCAGAUAACCUCCUAACAAACUCCGAGACUCUGAAUCUUCUCAUAGCAGAGAACAAGACUGUGGUGGCCCCCAUGCUGGAGUCCAGGGCAGCGUAUUCUAAUUUCUGGUGUGGCAUGACAACCCAGGGCUAUUACCGGCGCACUCCCGCCUACAUGCCAAUCCGCCGUAGAGAGCGCCAGGGUUGCUUUCCCGUCCCCAUGGUUCACUCUACCUUUCUGAUAGACCUUCGUAAGGAGGCUUCCCAGCAGCUGGACUUCUACCCGCCUCACGCCGACUACACAUGGGCAUUCGAUGACAUCAUCGUAUUUGCAUUUUCCUGCAGGCAAGCAGAAGUACAGAUGUUUCUUUGUAAUAAAGAGAUCUAUGGCUAUUUGCCAGUCCCUCUCCGUUCUCACAGCACUCUCUUGGAUGAGACGGACAACUUCCUUCACACCAAGCUGGAAGCCAUGGUGAAGGGCCCGCAGGUUCAUCCAUCAAGCUUUGUAACCAUACCUAAAAAAGUCCCAGACAAGAUGUCUUUUGAUGAGGUCUUCCUCAUUAACCUGAAGCAUCGGCAAGACAGGAGGGAGCGUAUGAAGAGAACACUGUACGAGCUCCAGAUAGACUUUAAGCUGGUGGAUGCCGUGUAUGGAAAGAUGCUAAAUCAAUCCAAUGUCACCGAAAUGGGCAUAAAGAUGCUCCCUGGCUACAAAGACCCGUACCAUGGGCGCCCUCUGACUCGCGGAGAGAUGGGAUGUUUUCUCAGUCACUACAACAUCUGGAAGGAGAUCUCCGAACGCAAUCUGGAGGUUUCGGCAGUGUUGGAGGACGACCUUAGGUUUGAGAUCUUCUUUAAGCGGCGGCUGCAGACGCUCCUGCAUGAUCUUGAAAUAGCCAAACUGGACUGGGACCUCAUUUACCUGGGCAGGAAGAGAAUGCAGGUUGAUGAACCAGAAGAGCCUGUGCCAGGGGUCCGUAAUUUGGUGGUAUCGGAUUAUUCCUAUUGGACCCUCGGAUAUCUGAUCUCCUUGCGUGGGGCAAGAAAGCUCUUGAAUGCCGAACCUCUUGGGAAGAUGCUGCCUGUAGACGAGUUCCUGCCAGUCAUGUAUGACAAGCACCCCAUCUCUGACUAUUCCUCGCAUUUCUCCACGCGAGACCUUCGGGCCUUCUCGGUGGAGCCUCUCCUUCUGUAUCCCACCCACUACACUGGAGACAAGGGCUACAUUAGUGACACAGAGACCUCGGUACUGUGGGAUAAUGUGACGCAACCCACUGACUGGGACAGAGCAAAGUCUCGCAAGACCCAUCAACAGGAAAAGCUGCGCAGCGAGGCGCUAAAUACCCCCUCCAUGGGCUCCCCUUUUGAUAACACUGCCCGGGAUGAAUUAUGACCGCAAAGCGAGGGACGUGCCAGCUCGCUUAUAGGAGAACCAGAGGAUCAUGGACUGGAAAGGCAUGGAAUCUGCCACCCACCUUCUACACCUACACACACUGUCAGACACACUAACCUAGUGCAAGAUCUCCGCUGACAAUUGAGCAGCCUGACCGCAAGACAGACAGGGUGCUUGAUUAAUUGUUAUAAUUAAUAAUAUAUUUGGAUGAACAAAGGGGACAACUCGAAUGGCAGCUUAGCCUUCUGUAGACAGAAGACACAAAGAAACUAAACCAAAGAAACCAAACCAAACAGUUCUUUUAAGAUGAUACCGCGGUUCAUGACCUACUGCCACAUUACUAACCUUUUGCUUUAAUGUCUUUUAUUGACAUCAAACUCUUUAUCUGAAUUAUGGUUAGCAGUUUGUUUAUUAUGGAGAUUGGCCAACAUAUGAAGCAUAUAAUGUUUACAACCAGAAUAGCAAUUGCUUCCUUUGGAAAACAAACAGGUUUGGGACCUGUUAGCUAGAAUUCUCAGGUCCUGAGGUUUUCCCGAUAAGAGUCUUUUGCAUCUCCACGGGUUAACUCUAAUAAAAAAAUAAUUAACACAUCUAUUAAACCAAUAGGAUUGUUUGGCCUCCUGUAAGAAUUAAAGGAAAAGUAUACCCCUUAAACAAUGUAGGUCUCUAUAAAAAGAUAUUGCAUAAAACCGCUUAUAUGUAAAACCCUGCUUUGUGUAAAUAAACCAUUUUCUUAA